Molecule: messenger RNA, 1538 nt
Organism: Antrostomus carolinensis (chuck-will's-widow)
Lineage: Eukaryota; Metazoa; Chordata; Aves; Caprimulgiformes; Caprimulgidae
Product: calpain-13
Exons: 12
Biological process (GO): proteolysis
Cellular component (GO): cytoplasm
Molecular function (GO): calcium-dependent cysteine-type endopeptidase activity
Source: RefSeq, a predicted model, not a curated record
AUGGACACAUCAAUACAGCCUUCUGCAGAAAAGCUGACAAUCUUAAAAUGGUGUCAUGCUGUAAUAACUGAAAUCUCCUGCCAGGAAAAGGGCACCAUGCUCGCGCCUGGCUCUGCUCUGACGUUGGAGCAGGGCUGGCAAACAACAGGGGCAACGGGAAGCCUCCAGAACCUGAAGAAAUUUAAUAACCAGGACUUCAACCACCUGCGAGCCUUGUGCCUGAGCCAAGGACUGCUUUUUGAGGAUGCUACCUUCCCCGCUCACAUCAGCUCCAUUGGUCCCAACCUGCUCCCAGAGGAUAAGCUGCGGCAAAUACAAUGGAGGAGGCCACCUGAACUUCAAAGAAAUCCUUAUUUGAUCCUGGAUGGAGUUAGCAGAUUUGAUAUCAUGCAGGGAGAAAUAGGUGACUGCUGGAUGCUGGCUGCCCUGGGCUCCCUGACACUGCAGAAGCGAUUUUUGGAAAAUGUUUUACCAAAGGAUCAAGGAUUCCAGGAUGAUUAUGCUGGAAUUUUUCAUUUCCGGUUCUGGCAAUAUGGAGACUGGGUGGAUGUAGUGAUAGAUGACCAGCUGCCAAUCCUAAAUGGAAGAUACCUGUCCGUACACCCUCGAACGUCAAAUGAAUUCUGGCCAUCCUUGCUGGAAAAAGCAUAUGCCAAGUUACGGGGCUCCUACCAGAACUUGCAUGGAGGUUACCUUUCUGAUGCUUUAGUAGACUUCACAGGUGGAGUCCAAGUGCAGUUUUCAUUGAAGGAACCCCCUCCUGAUCUGAAGGAGAUACUGAAAGCAGCUGACAAAUCAAAGUGUCUGAUGGGGUGUAGCACUUCAGUCCAGGUGAGGAGGAACAUAACGCUGAGGAAUGGGAUUGUACAGGGUCAUGCCUACACUGUCACAGGAGCUGUGAAGAUACCCUACAAGAAUGGCUGGAAACAUAUCAUCAGAAUCUGGAAUCCAUGGGGCCAUGGGGAGUGGAAGGGGCCCUGGAGUGAUAACUCUCCUCAGUGGAACCAUGUUGAGCCUAAAUUCAGAGAAGCCCUCCUCAGAAAUAAGGAUGAUGGAGAAUUCUGGAUGUCCUGUGAAAACUUCCAGGAGCAGUUUUCCUGGCUGUAUAUAUGUAAUAGCACCCCAACAUUUCUGGACUUUGGAGAUCAGCACUGCACAACGUGGUCCGUGGACAGGCACAUCAACUGGUGGCAUCCAGUCCUUGCCACAGGCAGAAACAACUAUUUCCCAGGUGCAGUUUCAAUGAACCCUCAGUAUUUCUUUGAAGUGCCAGAUUAUGACCCAAAAACCUAUAACAUAGUUAUUUCACUCAUGCGAAAACGUGCUGAGGAUACGCAGGAGGCAAAAAAAAUGAAGAUUGGCUUUUUGAUCACCAAGGAGAACUCCAAAGUUGUGAAAGAAAAUUUUUCCCUGACUCGAGAUGUGACCAACUACUUUACCUUGAGCCCAGGAACCUAUGCUGUUGUUCCUGCUGCAACAGACAACCAAGAAUUUGAAUUUCUCUUACGAAUUUUCAUGAAGAAUCAAGACUACAAUGA